Stegastes partitus (bicolor damselfish) is the source of this 972-nucleotide messenger RNA. RefSeq names its product SOSS complex subunit C. The record is from RefSeq and is a predicted model, not a curated record. The transcript is spliced from 4 exons. Gene Ontology annotation, biological process: DNA repair. The coding region runs from base 281 to 589 and encodes 102 amino acids. Gene Ontology annotation, cellular component: nucleoplasm; nucleus; SOSS complex. Lineage: Eukaryota; Metazoa; Chordata; Actinopteri; Pomacentridae.
ACAAACCGGUUUCCAGAAGCGAAACGCGACGAGACGCGUUCACACGACCCAGAGUUUGAUGUUAAACUUUCAGCUUCUGUCACAGCAGAGUUCAUCAGAAAGUCGUCUGUAAUCAGUUCUGUUCAACUUUCAGUCCGACUCAGCACCGAGCAGGACUUCUGUCCGUGCUCGUCUACCGGCGGCGUGACGUUAGCUGAGGGAAGGAAACGGAUCGUUUACCGUUAAUAGAACCGGUUCUGGUGUUUGUUAUCUGGACCUGCCUCCUGCUGCCUUCACUGACAUGGCUGCUAACCCCCCCGGACAAGCCUUCCCAAACAAGACCCGGGUUGCGAUCCUGGCUGAGCUGGAGAAGGAGAGGAGGCGUCUGAUGCAGAAUCAUUCCAUGAACACUCCUGGAGCCAGCAUUUCGCUGUCCAGGCCGAGUCUGAAGGAGUUCAGGGACAACGCAGAGCAGCAGCACAUCGCCGCUCAGCAGAAAGCUGCCCUGCAGCAUGCACACGCACAUUCAUCGGGCUUCUUCAUCACUCAGGACUCCUCCUUCGGUAACCUCAUCCUCCCCGUCCUUCCACGCCUGGAGCCUGAUUCGUGACCUUUCAGCCCCGGUCUGCCCUCCUGCAGCUCCCCAACUCUGCUGCACAUCGGCCUCUCCAGAGCUGCCGGUGAUUAACGGACUGCUGUUUGUCAUGUUGAGAACCGUCUCAGGGGAGCGUCGAUCUGCCUCUUCUACAUUUUCCAGACUAACAAGCUGGCUGCUGGUUUUGGGAACGCUUUCCAAAGAGCCGGACGAACGUGCCAAAUAGUUAUAAAACAUCCUGUUAAGUUGUCUGCAGGCUGAAAACAAACUGCAGGAACACAGUGAAGAGUCUCCUGCUCUGCUGCCGAUCAUCAUUUCCAUAAAACGCACAUUCUGUCGGCUUUUUGUAAUUGUUUUGUAUUGAUAUGGAUAAUAAAGUGAUAAAAGGGUCACGUUCA